AUGGACCGCAAUCUGCUGACUCAUUCGUCGUCUUCGCACAGUGCGAUGGCCUUCUCUAGCGGCAACUCCAUCUUCCGCAACCAGAACGAAGCCGCCCGUCGCGGCUCAGAACGAGCGCGUCGUGGCAGUCGACGGAGCCAGCGGUUACAGCACGUGGAGUUGGAUAUAGAAGCGGCAAGUGUAGCCUCCGCUACUUCUGCUCCUGCCGCCACGACCGAUGCCGAUGGUACUGCGCCUAACGAGGGUCCCGAAGGUGCACACAACCAGGGGCCACCCCAUGCUUGGCCCCACGAGGAAGCCGUCACCGCCAUUCCCGAGCCACCGCGUACAGAUGCGGCAAGCCAAGCGGUCCACCGGUUUUUCGACGAUUGGCUCCUUCUCAAGCGCCAUGAUUCAUCGUCGGAAGGACACGAAUACGAACUUCCCAGGCUGUAUUCAGCCACCGCCCCGGGCUCAAUCCUCAGCCGCGCCCUCAAAGCUCUGGCAUUCGCGCAUGUGAGCCGUCGCGGCUUGAUCCACGACUCGCCGAGCGCAUUGCACUACUAUGGCGAGGCGUUGAGCGGGUUGCGAGAUUUGACGGGCAACGCCCGGGCGUUUGCUGGCGAUGACACGCUGGUUUCUUUGCUGCUAGUGGAUACGUUUGAGUCGACUUUUCUCGGGCGCAAGGAACCUUUGGGAUCGCACAGCGCGGCCAUUCUGCAUAGCUUGCGCGUGCGUGCAGACGAGCAGCUGUGUGGUACCAUGCGCCCGGGCUUCCGGAAUAGCGCUCACCUUCGUCUUCAAGCGCGGCAGCUUGCACUCGGUGAAGACUCGACACCGACGCAGGAUGCUUGGCACGCCUGUCUGAGCUCCGGCGAUCCUGGGCUGGCGGCCUCGGCGAAGAUCCACGACAUGACCCGUUUCUGUACGAGCGUGCGGAAAUUCAAUCGAGUCACCGGUGUAGAUCCAGUAACGAAAGGAGCCUGCGCCAAGCGAUUGCUGGGCCAGGGGCUGUAUCUGGCGGAGUCGAUUGAGGAGCUAGAGAAGCAGUUCCCCGCCGCAUGGAGACCACAAGAAGACACGACCGCACUGCACAAAAUUCUUUCGCUGCCGCUUCCGCAACUUCGAGGCGCAGCGGGUUGGCAGAAGCGCGUGUUCCGCACCUUCUGGUACCGGUCGCAGUGGCAUUUGUACUGCGCGGGCGAGCUGAUGGUGCGCGAGGCCAUCGUCGAGCUCCUCAGUUUCCUGAGCUUGUCAACACUGGAGAGGAAAGUCAGCACAGCGCAGAUGGCGGAGAUUCGCAGCCAGCAAGACCGAAUUCAGACGUCGUGUCGGAGCAUGCUGCUCUCCGUGCAGCAACUGGCUGGACUGGUGGGCCCGGACGACUCUCCCAUCCGAGCAUCGCCGCAGGGCUACAUGAUGCUCAAGAUGCUCGCCUUCGUAGCCAUGACGGUUGUAUCCAAGUCUAAAUCGGCGUUGGAAGACCAGCGACGGGCGAGCGAGCAGAUCGCGCGGGGUUUAUAUCCAUCGCAGGCUUGA
This is a messenger RNA of Neohortaea acidophila, 1518 nucleotides long. RefSeq lists its product as uncharacterized. NCBI's taxonomy places the organism in Eukaryota, Fungi, Ascomycota, Dothideomycetes, Mycosphaerellales, Teratosphaeriaceae. The transcript has 3 exons. The record is from RefSeq and is a predicted model, not a curated record. Bases 1 to 1518 code for a protein of 505 amino acids.